AGAGCUUGUUGAAAACGAGUUUUGAUUCAUGCCCUUACAUCCUUGGUUUUAGUGUCAGCAGUCAGUGACAAUAGAGAGUGUAUACUGUUAGUUGUCCGUCUUGACUAAGAGCAUUUAAGUGCCAUUUUUUAAAAUGAAAGUUGAUGCUAUAUUUGCAACCUUUACCCUACAGGGUGCUAGAACUCGUUGAAUCGUGAUUUCGAACCAUGGACACUAGAAGUUCCAUUGUCUUGGACAAACCUGUUGUAUUAGAUCGUGCAUUCAGGAUUACUGUCACUGUCAUUAUUCUAGUACUGACUAUGGACUUUGUCUUGAGUGACCAAGAGAAAUCAUUACUGGAUGAUGCCGAGGUGGAGCUACAGAGUAGCGUCCCCUACAUGUCCACAGAGAAACGAUUGAUUUCCUCCCUUUUAAAAACGUAUGCACUGCAAGGCACACAAGGGCGUCCAGUCAGGAACACUUCCGACAAUAUGAUUGUCUACUUCGGAUUGUCUCUCAUCCAGAUACUGGAUUUAGAUGAAUCUAAUCAAGUCUUGAAAGCCAGUAUGUGGUAUCGAUACGAAUGGAAUGACAUCCUGCUGACCUGGGACCCAGCCAUGCACGACAACAUUAAGUCAGUCAUGAUACCCUCGGACAAAAUAUGGCUGCCAGACAUUUUACUUUACAAUUUUGCAGAUGACCGCUUGAAAGAACAGAGAGACGCCCUGUGUAUAGUCCAGCACACGGGGGACGUCCAGUGGAUGCCCCAAGCCAUUCUCCGCAGCUCCUGCUCCAUAGACACCAAGUACUUCCCCUUUGACCUCCAGACCUGCUGGCUCAAGUUUGGCUCCUGGACUUACAAUGGGAACAAAUUAAAUGUGGAGUUCGUGGCACAGCACGCCUUUGAUUUGAGUGACUAUGUGCUCAGUAACGAGUGGGACAUAGUGGACAACACAGCGGUCAGAAAUGUCAAGUACUACAACUGUUGUCCAGAACCUUUUCCAGACCUGACCUUUCAUCUGACCUUAAAAAGAAAGACGGCUUUCUACACGUUUAUACUGAUUCUUCCAUGUACACUUUUGUCUCUUCUCACCUUGGUCAUCUUCUGGGUCCCGCCAGAGUCUCCGGCCAAGUUACAGCUAGGAAUGAGUGUCUUUGUCGCUUUCUUCUUUCUACUUCUCGUGCUGGCUGAUUUCACCCCACGGGCCGCGGCUUCUAUACCUCUUAUUGGGGCGUACUUCUGCCUGAGUUUGGUCAUGAUAACCUUGUCCACAGUGUUGGCCUGUGUAGUAGCCAAUAUGUAUAUGAGAGGUGUCAGGGUGGACAGACCGCCCAGAUGGAUGCGAUCGUGCACUGUGAGUGGAGUGGCUAAAUUAUUUGGAGUGGACGUACCAUGCUCAGCUGGACAUUUGAACAGGAAAGAGAAAAACUGUGAACAAUGGUCAACCAACAAUGGCUCACGAAAUGUCCACAAACUAGACGACUUUAAAAUGGCCAAAGUUCGUCUUCUGGACAAUGGAAUAAAUCCCCGGAUGUUUGCACAACCAGAAGUGUUCGAGACCCCUGAACGUGACCUUGACCUAAGUCCAGAUAAGUUAGCUUCUGCUGCAUUAGUUGAAGAAGUGAGAAAAAUUCAUGAACUAUUACUCGGCCACCAGGAAAAGAAACAUUUAGUAGAGGUUCAAACCAAAUACCUCAAGGAAUGGCAGCUAAUCGCCUGCAUCACAGACCGCAUUUUUUUCACUGGCUACUUGGCUGUUAAUAUUAUCACUAUUAUUGUUUUGUUCUGUGGAACAUGAAAAUAACAAAAGCUUAUGAUAAAG
Molecule: messenger RNA, 1802 nt
Organism: Biomphalaria glabrata
Lineage: Eukaryota; Metazoa; Mollusca; Gastropoda; Planorbidae
Product: neuronal acetylcholine receptor subunit alpha-9-like
Exons: 10
Coding region: 207-1778 (523 amino acids)
Biological process (GO): monoatomic ion transmembrane transport; nervous system process; chemical synaptic transmission
Cellular component (GO): postsynaptic membrane; synapse; neuron projection
Molecular function (GO): transmembrane signaling receptor activity; acetylcholine-gated monoatomic cation-selective channel activity
Source: RefSeq, a predicted model, not a curated record